CUUACCCGAGUAGAUAACUCUGAAAACACAAUGGCAGAAGUCGCUCCAGUCGCUCCACCCGCCGCCCCGGCCCCGGCCACCAAGGCACCCAAGAAGAAAGCAGCCAAGCCGGCCAAGAAGACGGGUCCCGGUGCCGCCGAGCUGAUCCUGAAGGCCGUCACCGCCUCCAAGGACCGCAAAGGUAUUUCCUACAUUGCUCUGAAGAAGGAGCUGGGCUCUCAGGGCUUCGACGUCGAGCACAAAUCCGCCCUCAUCAAGCGCGCCGUGAAGGCUUUGCUCGUCAAGGGAGCCCUCACCCAGACCAAAGGUAUCGGUGCAUCCGGGUCCUUCAAGGCCGCCAAGCCUGCGGAAAAGCCCAAGAAGGUAGCGGCGAAGAAGCCCGCAGUCAAAGCCAAGAAGCCGGCAGCGAAGAAGCCCUCCGCCCCCGCCGCUAAGAGACCAGCAGCCGCCGCCAAGAAGGCAAAGGCGGCAACACCCAAGAAGGCGAAGAAGCCCGCAGCAGCGAAGAAGACACCGGUCAAGAAGGCCACGAAGAGCCCCAAAAAGAAGGUGGUCAAGAAGGCAGCUGCGCCCAAGAAGGCCGUCACCCCCAAGAAAGCCGCCAAGAAGGUCGUCAAGCCUAAAGCCGCCAAACCCGCAAAGAAGACCGCAGCCAAGAAACCAGCGAAGAAGUAAACACAAAGUCUACUGCACCCAUCAAAAAGGCUCUUUUAAGAGCCACCCAAAUGCCAUAAAGAGCCGUUUUCCAAUGACGUUAUUUUAUAUUUGUACAAUACAGCUAUAGUGUAC
Molecule: messenger RNA, 789 nt
Organism: Etheostoma cragini (Arkansas darter)
Lineage: Eukaryota; Metazoa; Chordata; Actinopteri; Perciformes; Percidae
Product: histone H1-like
Exons: 1
Coding region: 31-675 (214 amino acids)
Biological process (GO): nucleosome assembly
Cellular component (GO): nucleosome
Molecular function (GO): structural constituent of chromatin; DNA binding
Source: RefSeq, a predicted model, not a curated record